AUGUAUUUUCCUCUUUCGUGCAAUGAUAUAGCAACCAGGAUGAACUUAAUCUCGAGGGUCCAUGGCAUUCAAGAAGCAGAGAAAUAUGCUAAUGCCAUCCCACAGAAGUUAAAAGGGUUUAUGGUUUAUACAGCUCUUCUCAACUGCUAUGCACGUGAAAAAGAUGUGGAGAAGGCAGAGGCAACUUUUAAGAAGCAGACGGACAUUGGGGUUAUGAGGUCCCCUCUAGUUUUCAAUAUAUUGAUGUAUCUUUACUUCCAGACAGGUAAUAAUGAGAAACUAGAUGCCUUGAUGUCCAAAAUGGAAUCAGAGGGCACUCCAUUUGACCAAUAUACUUUCUGCAUCCGCUUCGCUGCAUUUGCAGCUGACUCUGACAAUGAGGGAAUGGAUAAGAUUCUGUAA
Molecule: messenger RNA, 402 nt
Organism: Populus trichocarpa (black cottonwood)
Lineage: Eukaryota; Viridiplantae; Streptophyta; Magnoliopsida; Malpighiales; Salicaceae
Product: pentatricopeptide repeat-containing protein At2g20710, mitochondrial-like
Exons: 1
Coding region: 1-402 (133 amino acids)
Cellular component (GO): mitochondrion
Molecular function (GO): protein binding
Source: RefSeq, a predicted model, not a curated record